GAGAUUCCUCGAUAGUUUAAAAUUAGGUCAACUACGAAAUUUGUAUAUUCAAACCGAUUGACAACACAGUUGAAAGAAAUUUUGUAUUUAAAACGAGAGCAAUGUCCUCUUUCUCAAAUGUUGAAAACCUAUCUCCUCAAAUAAUCCGCCAAGUGUCUAAAGAAAUAGCAGAUCUAUGUAAUGAUCCACCAGAAGGCAUCAAGAUAUUUCCAAACGAAGAAGAUAUAACAGAUAUACAGGCACAAAUAGAAGGACCCUCUGGAACUCCAUAUGCAGGAGGUUUAUUCAGGAUGAAACUUGUGCUGGGAAAGAACUUUCCAUCUGAACCCCCAAAAGGAUUCUUUGUAACAAAAAUUUUUCACCCAAAUGUUGCAAGUAACGGUGAAAUUUGUGUGAACACUUUGAAAAAAGACUGGAAGGCAGAACUUGGAAUUAAACAUAUAUUAUUGACAAUAAAAUGUUUAUUAAUAGUACCAAAUCCCGAGUCUGCAUUAAAUGAGGAAGCAGGGAAACUCCUACUGGAACAGUAUGAAGACUACUCAAUGAGAGCAAAGUUAUACACAGAAAUACAUGCCAAACCUCCAAAAACUUCAAAGGAUACAGCAGGAAUAUUAGCAGAAUCAAGCAAAAACAGCCAGGAAGGACCAUUGGCCAAGAAACAUGCUGGUGACAAAAAUGUUUUAGAUAAGAAGAAAAAGGAAAAGAAGAAGGUCCUAAAGCGGUUAUGACAGAAAAAACAUUAGGAAGAGCGUACAUCUGAGAGACUUCUUUAUCACAGCCAUUUCCAUUACACACUCAUUGCAAGGUUGUUUGAAACAGCAAGCCACAUUUCAUGUAUUAACAUGUUUCCUGGUUCCCAGAGAUUGCCGACUGGGGGUAGCUGCAUGCCGGUGAAUACAAGUGUAGCUUCAAUGUACAUAUAUUUAUGGUAUUUGAGGUGUAGUUAAGCUAUCCCCAGUUUUGUGAAGGUGAACCUGUUCCAUGUAUGUUGAAUGGUGUUUUUUUUUUUUUUUUUUUUAGAGUUUUGUUUAUGAGAGUUUUUGCCAGUUUUUGACAAAUAUGACAAAUGAAAGAAAUGCUAGAAAUGUAGCCCUCUUUUUUCCAGAAGUUUUUUUUUUUUUUAAAUAUUUACUAAUUACAACACAAAGUCAAAAGUGGAAACCAGAACCUUAAAGGUGAAAAUUCUCACAAGUGGAUAUGAUAUUCAAUAAGGCCUGGAUCUAACUUAUAAACUACAAGAAAAAAACAGAUCACCAACACAUUGUGAGAAUGCACAACUAAAAUUUAUUUGUGCAUUCUCACAAUGUUGUGUUGGUGUUGUUUAUUUCUGAAUUAUUUGUACUUGAAUUGUGUAAAACCACUCGGUCAAGUGAAAGAAUGAAAGUUUCUCUGAAAGUGAGCAAUGUCUGUAAUGGUGCUCAAAGUACCGAUACUACCCCUAAUUGUAUAAAUUCAAACCUCGAAUAUUGUUUAGAAAGGUCAAUUCUGACGGUGUAGAAACAUUUCUUUAUUUCAAUGUGUACAAAAAGGUUAUUUAUUUUAUAAAUGUUAUUAAUUUUUAUGUUUUAUCUUUAUUUUACCCUUGCAUGUGCUUUGUGAACAUUUUGUGAUAUUCUUUGUCCCAGAAUCAUUUAAAUACGUGAGUAAUAUAUAUGUGUCAAAUAAAUGUCAAUAAACUUU
Saccostrea echinata is the source of this 1680-nucleotide messenger RNA. RefSeq names its product ubiquitin-conjugating enzyme E2 S-like. The record is from RefSeq and is a predicted model, not a curated record. The coding region runs from base 102 to 728 and encodes 208 amino acids. Lineage: Eukaryota; Metazoa; Mollusca; Bivalvia; Ostreida; Ostreidae. The transcript has 5 exons.